AUGCCAUCAUUAUCCGACGAAACCAAAGCAAAACUAUUCAAGGACAUCGAAGAAAACAAGUCGUCUACCUGUGACGAUAUUGUUAAGCUUCGUCCUGAGUUGUACGGCGGCCAGUUUCGGAGCCCAACGAGGAACAGGUACCACUAUCUGCAGCGUAUGAAAAAGGAGAAACCACAAGACUACUACAAGCAGUACGCCCAAGCACAGAAAGCACUCAUCACCAACACGUUUCCAGACCAACAAAAGGAAGAAGAGCCCCAACUAGAGUCAUUGGAUCCUACUGAAGACAGUCCUUCAAAGCUGCAGUCUUUGUGGGGCACAGAAGCUGACACCGACACCGGCAAGUUUGGCGAAGACGCAACAGAGCCAACCAAGGAGAUUCAAGAUCAACGUGUUACCCGCUCAGCAACAGCAAAGAAAAGCAAGACGAAGAAGAAGAAGUCACCGCCAGCACAAGAAGUAGAUCCAAGUCGUCGCAUCCCUCCACCAAUCAAGCGUUCCACCAACAAGAAGAUGACUGAACAAACUGGUCCAACUGGCACACCGGUCCGCAAGAACAAGCCGAAAAUUCCGGUGGGUAUGAAGUCUCCUGCUGCAGCCAUCUCGUCCAAUCUCUUCACAAGCUUUGAUGAUGCGUAUGAGCAGACUGACUAUCAGGUCUCAUUGAACACCGACUAUCCAGAGAGCCACGUGAGGAACAUUGCCUGUACCAGCGACAUGAUCAGUGCUCAGCCGAUGGCUCCGGCAAAAGACCAGAGAGUCCAAUUCAGACUCCGAGAAGUCAGCGUCUCUACGAAGCAACCUGGUGGUGGUCCUCUCAUGACACAGCUCCAUAUCCCUGGCUUCUUUGAUCUCCGCGUUGUCGAAGAAAGGCCAAGAAUGCUGAAUGCAAUGGAGGAAGAAGAACACACUCUUGCCAAUGCUUUUGCUGGAUGCAGCAUCAAGAGAGUACCAGUUGUGCCGAGCAAACAGACAAGAGUCCAAGCUACUAUGAACGGAUACAGUGGCUUGGGAGCAAGCAUGCACAGGGCACUCACCCCCCCCGCAGCAGCAGCAGUUUGCCCAGCAGCAGGCAGCUUGCUCAACAGCUUGCACAGCAGCGCAGAACAGCUUACGGCAGAAAGCUCGGCAGAGAGCUGA
Molecule: messenger RNA, 1140 nt
Organism: Seminavis robusta
Lineage: Eukaryota; Bacillariophyta; Bacillariophyceae; Naviculales; Naviculaceae
Source: the annotation of a GenBank genome assembly